AUGUCGGCAGCGCCAGCCGUUCUCAAAGAUGGUAUCAAUACUCCAAAACCUGUGCACUCUGCCGACAGACCAAAAUUAAACAAACAGCCUACGACUCCUGUUGGAAAAUGGAGUGGAGGAGGACGAUCACGAAGUGAGCAAAAGAAAUUGAAUAUGAACAGUGCUCAUCGACGUGUCAGGUCAAAAUCCGCGUCGAGAACAACAGAUGAUGUGAAGUGUAAUAUUCAAGUCUCUUUACGAGUCCGCCCAUUCCUUGAAGAGAAAAGAGGUGAAGAAGGACAAAACGAAGUGUUGCGUAUCGAAGGGAAUAAGGUAGAAAUCACAGCAAAUCAAAAGAAGAAUUGUUUUGAAUUCACCAACGUUCUCGACGUUAAUUCAACUCAAGAAGACGUAUAUAACAAAGUUGCGAUGCCGCUGCUUUCGCAUGCUCUCAGAGGAAUCAAUGUUUGCGUGUUUGCGUACGGUCAAACCGGUUCCGGAAAAACUUACAGUAUUAUUGGCGAUCACAAUAAUCCAGGUCUUCUUCAACGAUUCUGUGAAGAUCUACUUGACGCGAUCCGAGAAGUGAACAUCGAAGAACGUCGAUUAACCGUAUCAUUCUAUGAGAUCUAUCAAGAAAAGGUCUGUUCGUUUAUUUGUUGCCUUUGCUGUAUUGGAGGGGAGUCUAGAUCUUUUGCGGCAUAUGAAUUGGGAAUUAACAUUCAAGAAAUACAAUAA
Messenger RNA from Anisakis simplex (herring worm), 717 nucleotides. NCBI's taxonomy places the organism in Eukaryota, Metazoa, Nematoda, Chromadorea, Rhabditida, Anisakidae. The record is from the annotation of a GenBank genome assembly.